Molecule: messenger RNA, 2575 nt
Organism: Brassica napus (rape)
Lineage: Eukaryota; Viridiplantae; Streptophyta; Magnoliopsida; Brassicales; Brassicaceae
Product: protein yippee-like At4g27740
Exons: 6
Coding region: 1-456 (151 amino acids)
Source: RefSeq, a predicted model, not a curated record
AUGUCGAGCGUGCCUUCGGAGUCCUACAAGCUAGAUGAACGAUCAUCAGGAACUGAGGACAACGUUCAUGAAUUUGAAGAAAGAGAAGAGGUGGCUACAUUUUUCGUCAAUAUGCCUUCACCUAUCGCUUCAAUAUGUUUUGGUACGGCACUGACUCUACCUAAGUAUUUCUGUAGAUAUUGCGAAAAUCCACUAGCUCUCGGUGAAGAUCUCAUCUCCAAAAAAUUUGUGGGAGCUUCAGGGCCAGCUUUUAUGUUUUCGCACGCGAUGAACGUGGUGGUUGGACCCAAGAUUGGGAGGAAAUUGUUAACCGGAUCGUACGUGGUGGCAGAUGUGAUGUGUAGUAAGUGUGGUGAGAAGUUGGGUUGGAAGUAUGUGGAGACCUUCAAUCUUAAACAGAGGUAUAAAGAAGGCAUGUUUGUGAUCGAAAAGCUCAAGUUGACCAAGAAAUAUUGAAACUUUUUUCAAGAUUACUCUUUUUUCAAUACAUUAAUUAAAAAAAUUAAAAUAAAAAAGAUGUGGCUUAUAUGUAUAUUUACCUCUAGUGUUUGUAUGAAUGUCAAUAUAUUGAUUGACCAAGUUUAUAAUAUUUUUCUAUCAACAAGUUUGUGAUUAUAAUCACCAAAAAUUUGAGAAAUAGAUUUUUUUUUCCUUUUGUUGAUAAUCCACUGUAGUAAAAUGAUUCCCCCAGACAUGUGGUCUGCCUGAGAAAAGGACAAGGAUGUGUGUGAGCAUGUUUGAUUGUUGGUUAAAAAGUCAUUCUUUAGCUGCCAUUCCACGGCUUACUUACAAGUCUUCUUCAAGUGUGUCUGCGUUAAUAUAUGUUCAGUAGUAUGGUGGCUCUGGUCUGGUAGGUAGUUUACUGUUUGAGAAGAGGGUAUUUCUGUAAUGUCUCCCUAGUUUGUGCAGUUGCUCAUGUAUUUAUAUCAGUGAAAUCGUCUCUUAUACGCUCAAGGAAAAAAAUCAUGUCUCCUUUCCACUUUCUAAAUGUUUCUUGCUUAAAUGAGUAUUCCAUGGAAGGGAUUCACUCACAUUUAAUAAUAUACCUAAUAUGAGUGGAUUUCUCUUCAUGAGGUGCUCAUUUGAGCAAGCAAUGUUUGGAACUGGAACUAUUUAACAUCGGGUAUGAGUUUUGUCGGUAUGAGUUUUGUCUUUUGUUAUACACAUAGAAAACAAAAAAAAACAAUAUAGUAUUUGGUUUUCAUCAUCAUCAUCGUGCCCAGUGUCCACUUCACAUGAAUCUAAGAGCAUCCGCAACGCGGCUAUUUCACGAAUCCUUAGUGCGUUAACCUAGGGUGAUCUCAAUAAAAAAAUAUUAACAAGGCUGAGAUCGAUAAGGAGCGGUCCGUAAAUAAGGUGUUUAAGGACUGAGUCCUUAGUGACGUGGUAACGUCUAAUUGGGUCGGUCGAAAUAUGUAUACCGGCUUGGAAAAAAAAAUCUCAUUCGCGAGACCACACGAAAAAAAGCUCUCGGCGACGCUUGAGGCGAUUUGAUCUCCUCGGAUAAUCAAGGUUAAGGAAACAUGGGACAAGAUUAUAGCUACAACCAGCCUUCUUCAUCAGAGGAGUAUGACAUAUAUAUUACUUCCCUUCUUCAAGCAGAAGCUGAUAUCUACGCGGAUGAAGCUGAGAGUAGCCAGAAUAUUGCAGAGCCGUUUCAGUACCCUCCUCAACCUGAGGCUGAUGAUGGAAUCCCGAAGACAUGCUACUGUGGUGGUGAGCCUGUUGUUGCAACAUCUUACACAAGCAAAGAUCCAGGCAGAAGGUACUUCACGUGUGAGAAUGUUGAUGAUGGAGACUGGCAUGUUUGGAAAUGGUGGGAUGUGGCGGUAAUGGAGGAGAUGAGUGACUUUCAGAGACAACUUAGGCAGGUUAAGGAUCAACGUAAUGAGAGUGAGCAGAAGCUGGUUAAGCUAGAGGAGACAGUGUGGGAGUUAGCUAAGAAGAAAUCAGGGGUUAGAGAUGGCUUUCCAUUGGUUGUUUGUGUGAUGGUCAGUGUAUUCGUCUUAAUCUGUAUGGUGGUCAUGUUCAAGUGGGUUGAAGAGAAGGACAACGUCAUCACAUAGUGCCUGGUUAGUUUGUUUCCUUCUGCUUUUCAUAGUUUAAUCUGCAUAUAUUUAAAACUUUUGACUGCUUUUAUCUCAUGUCUGUUCAGGAAGAGCUGCAGAGGCUGAAAAGGCGAGGGUCUGACCUUUAGAAGGUGCAGUACAAGGAGUUUGUUGUGUAGUUUUUGUUCAAUCACGGGUGCAUUGGAGCUGUGAAAGUGUUUUGUUGUGUAGCACAUGUGAACCAAGUCACGGGUUCUGUUUUUUUCACUUUCACUUCUAUAAGUUUGUCUCUAGCAUAUGUGUAGCUAGCUAUCUCCUUUUCUUUCUUUCCUCUUCAUCUGUUAUCUCGACUUGUAAGCUUGUAAUCUUUGCUACUACUUCUUGUAAGCUUAUAAUCCCUUGCUACUACUUCUAUAUUAAGCUUUUAAUCUUUUGGUUGUACUUCUAUCUGUCUCCAAAAAAUCGUGUAAACUUAGCAACACAAGGUGUGAUUCGAGUUGCUUAUCUCUUAACUCCAUAAAGACAAU